AUAAAUAAAAAAAUAGAUUAUGAGAAAGUUUUUUUAAAAGUAACAAUUAACGACAACAAUAAUAAAAAGUUGUUUGUUAAACAUACAUCUGUACAUGGUGGAUAAUUGAUAUAAAUUGUUAUUUAAAAGUUGAUUACUUAAAUUUGUGUACAAGUGCGUGUCGUAGAGGAAAAAUUGUGAAAAUUGGUAGCAAUCCUAAUUAUAGGCAAAAUUUACAUAAAGAAACUAUGUCAACGUUGCCGUUUCUUUUAAGUGUUGCUGAUGAGCUGGACAACAUCAAUUCACAGUCUUAUAUGGACGAUUUCGGGUUGGGUUUCCAUCCGCAUCGACAAUUCUAUCGUACACCGACUAUACAACUAUCUUUGCCAGCGGGUACAGAUUGGAUGCAGCAACCGGAGUCGGGCCGUCAUCAAUCUCGCUAUCGUUCUUAUCGCUGUUACGGUGAAACGCAAAAUAAUUUGCAAACAACUGCAGAAGGGGAAGAUGAAGACAAUGAAGCCGAUGAGAAUGGUUCCCGCAACGAACGUGACGGCGCCAGCAGUUCAGCAUCGGCUAAAAGGGCUCAAAAAUUUGUAUCAGCUUUAAAUUCAAAUACGGAAGAUGAAGUCAACAUAGAUAAUACAGUGCAAAUGUAUAAUUUAUCUAAGAAAUGCAGUAAAAAUUAUUAUCGUCAUGGUGAACCUUCAACUUCAGCAACCAGCAGCAAAUUAAAUGAUGCUACUGCUAGCUCAGCUGCAAAUAGUGUAAGUGGUGGAGCAUAUGGUGGUCGGGGUGGUGGUCGCGGCAACAGUGGUAGUGCGAAGGACAAACCGAGGAUGGGCUAUCGUUUGCAUACUAAAUGCUUGGAGGGCAAUAACUCAUCGUCCGACGAAAGUUUGCAAAAGGUAUCUUCAUCAAUCGAAUUUUUGACUUGUUUUCUAUUGAAAAAAUCGCGUGCCACCAAAAACACUACAUCGUCAUCGUCCACUAGCACCGCUACCGAAGGUAAAAAAUCUUAGAAUACUUUAGUUAAACGACGCAGCAAUUGUUUUUAAAAAAUAGAAAGCAAUAAGCUUAGGUACGACGUUUGAAGAAAAUUGAAUGAAAGUAUUACCCGCAAAACCACAUUAAACCUAAACCUAACAAAACUAACUAAUAAAUUAUAGAGCAAGGAUUCAUGGAGGCUACAAGGGCAUCUCCUGUCCAUUAAGGACUUCUAAUGAAAUUUAAGAAGAUAGAAAAGAAGAAGCAUAAGAGCAUAAAACGCGAUUGAAAUUCUAAAUUAUACACAUAUACAAACAAAUUUCCACAUAUAUAUAAAAAUAUAUUUAAUCACAUAAUAUGAAAGAAAAUCUG
Molecule: messenger RNA, 1335 nt
Organism: Glossina fuscipes
Lineage: Eukaryota; Metazoa; Arthropoda; Insecta; Diptera; Glossinidae
Product: vitellogenin-1-like
Exons: 1
Coding region: 228-998 (256 amino acids)
Source: RefSeq, a predicted model, not a curated record